AUGUCUUUCAAGACACCAUACGAGUCCAGCCCCCCGUCGACCCCAGGAAAAUCCCGCAGCUUGUUCAGCAAUCUAUCCACCACUCCCUCGGGCGUUCCGCCGUCGGCCUCCAACUCCUUCACCCCCGCCGGUCCUCCUCCGUCCACCGUAUACGGCAGCUCCCAAAUGAGUUCCCGAUCUCAUUUCAAUUCCUCUCAAUCUCUCUUCACGAAGUCGGGCAACGUCAACCCUAAUGACAGCAUCUUUGGGUCGUCAAUUGGCUCCGAUUUUGUGCCCAAGAGCAAGAAGACCGCGCCAGCGAAGUCAUUUGCGCCGUCGCAUUCGAUCUUCAGUAUAAACAGCGACAGUCCGUUUGGCGAGUCAACGAAUUCAGCGGCGUCCAGAGAUUUCGGCGCAUCGCACAUGGAAGAAGAUGGUUACCAUGAUGGAGAGGAGGAGGAGAUGGAAGAAGAGGCUGAAGAACAAGGGGAUGGUGAUAUGGAGGUGGAAGAUAAGCUCGGAAAUCCUGGUCGCUUUAGCUUCUUGGACUCGCAGUUCGGGAAUUCUCUGGCUCCCCAAUCUGCCUCCAAUGGCCAGCGCAAAUCGAUCUAUUCCAACCCGGGCAAUGCGAAACGGCCGAAACUCGAUGAAAAGUGGGCAAGCCAAUCACCGCUGCGCAAAGGGAAGCUGUCGCCUAAGAAGGAUUCGGCAGUCCCGUCCAUUGUGCGAAAUUUCGCUUCAAGGUCUCGUGUUGCGCCGGUGGACGAACCCAGUGACAUUAUCAUCAACACGGAAGAUGAAAUCUGUCGCAUGUACGACGAAGCUAGACAGGCUGAGUACCAGGAAACUGAUUUCCGCGCAACGUUGGCAGAAGCUUGCAGCAGGUUGACCGCCGUGUGGAAGAAAUCUGCAGAGCAAAGCGGUCGUUCCAGAAGUUCAGGGGUUAUUGGGCCUGGGGACAAUGCCCCAAAUGUAGCGAAGGCAAGCUUUCUGGGAUCCUUGUUGCUUCAGCUGCACCACCCGCCUCAGUCGACUUCCAAACCAGGGAGUCUGUCUAACCUCGGCUUUGCGGCGCCACGCAGUCUUGUGCUGGCUGGCUCCCGAGAAAGCACACCCACUCCCAUGCCAAAAGUCCUCCUGGACUGGCUUGAUGCAAACCAUUCCCAGUCCGUGGAUCUCCGUCAGUUGAAGGAAUCGGAGCCCAGCCCUACCGCAUCUCCGAAUUUCUGGGAGCUCAUCAACGCCGCCGUGCUGCGUGGACAUCUCUCAGAGGCCGCGGAAGUCUUGCGGUCUGCGGAUUUCAACUACGCUCGGUCUGCGUUAGAGGAUGGACUACCACAGUCUGGCUACCGUGGCGCACAGCUGCAGAAUAUUCAGCGCUGUGUCAACAAAGCCCUCCAGAUUCUCGAGUCCUGCCCGAGUCAACGUGGUGACUGGGAUGUAAGGAACUCUGAUUGGGCACAGUAUAGGAGGCGUGUAAUGACUGCUGUGACUGACCUCGAAGAAUUUGCGGAGGGAGAUGAGCAGCAAGACUCGGAACUUCCGGUCACAGGCAACCGGUUCCAGGCGAUCAACUUCGGACUGGGACCAAACCCCACCGCACAAGACCACUCCUUUGCGCAGUCUGCGCGCAUGGCUGAAAGCCGCGUUCCUUGGACGAUCUAUCAGAAUCUCAGGUCGGUUUACCGUAUUAUCCUCGGAGACACGAGUGCCAUCAUGAGCCACGCUCAAGACUGGGUUGAAGCCACGAUCGGUCUGACGGUCUGGUGGGAUGGAGAAGACGAGGAGGACGCUGGCAAUGACUUUGCUAUGAGCAAUUUCCUGCGUCCCCGCGGAUCCAAGCCGCAGACAUUGAAUCCCGACGUUGCUCCGGAAGAAGCCUACAUCCGCCGCCUUGAUCUAGCCUUCAACAACGCCACGAAUGGGGAGUCUGGCGACGCGGUGUUCCGGAUUAACUCCCUCAGUCAGCUCGAGGUCGGCUUGGCGUCUGUUUUUGAGGGCAAUGUGGAUGGUGUGUUGGAACUCCUGCAGACGUGGUCCCUGUGUAUCGCUUCUGCUGUGGCUGAGGUUGCGUCCGCGGGAGGCUGGCUGGAAACCGAGUCGGGGGAAAAGGCGAUGCCAGGUCUGAGUGAGAAUGACUUGAUGGUUCUUUCGUAUGGCCAAGAGGGCAAUGCGAACCGUCGUGUCCAGAAGGACGAUAUUCUCACCACCUACUCAUCCGCGCUGUUCGAGCGCCAGUCUAUCGAGAAUGAAACUGGUGUCCGCGAGGGCUGGGAGCUCGCGCUUGAAGUUCUUAGCCGUUUGAGCGAUCAUGAGAAGAUGCAAAAGAGUGUCUCCGAAUUGGUGGACAAGUUACCUCUUGAUACUGCGGAACAGAUGGACAAGGUUGUAUUACUUUGCUCGGAGCUAGGACUGGAGAAGGAGGGCCGGAGAGUCUCAGAGCGGUACGGAGAUAUUACUGCGUCGAAAGGCGAGGAGUACGGACUGGCUCUUAUGUGCUACUCACGGGCUCACUGCCGCCGCAAGGUCAAAUCGGUGGUCGAUCUUCUCAUUUCAUACAGUUUGGUCGAAUCCCGGGCUUACCCUCCGUCUGACGAAAUGGACGAACAGCUCUAUGCGCUAAUCAAGGAACCUAAGACGGCGCUGGAGGGAAUUGCUGCUGCGGACGAGGAAGCGGCAAGUAUCCUCCAAUUCUAUUUCAGCGGAUAUGCCACGCUCCGGCGAUUUUACGAGACCCGAGAUGAGACCGUCGGCCUUGGUCCUGGCGAGAAGCCUCGAUACAAGCCCCUGGCCCGCCGGCGAGUCGCCGCUCAGGCUCUGGUCGCCGUGAUCGGUAGCGCCGCGGAUAGCAUCUACGGUGGGCUCUACGACCCGGACCGCGACUCGGCUGUACAGGUGGAUGGUUUGAUGGUGCUUCUGGGCGAAGUCUUGCCGCUAAUCAACCAACCGACGCCUAUUCUUUCCGUCUCGCAGCAGAUUGCAGUGUUGUCUGCCAUUGAAGAUCUCGAAACGGUCACGCCGCGUGUCUACUCUCAAUGCGAGGAAUGUUUCCGCUCGACUCUACUCGAUCACCAGUCGUCGCAGCGUGCCUUGAGUGACGCUCAGACCCAUGAUUCCUUUGUUGUCCCACCGUCACCGCGGGCUCUUUUGAAGAAGUCGGUGUCGUCACUAACAGCCUCGAGCACGUUCUCGUUCAUUAGCAAUGACAUGAUCGAAUCGGCAUGCGGUCGUUCCGGACCAGGCUCGACCAGCAGCUCUGGCGUGCUGGUGCCUCGGAUGAACGAGGGCCGCCGGGGCCGGGCGCAAGAACGUGGCUGGGACUGGCGUGCCGGGUUGCCGGCGGAUGUCAAGGGCGACGAUGUCCUCCGGAUGUUGCGAUUGGGACUGGCGAAGGGAUUGAGCUUUGGGGCAUUGGGAUGCAUGUAG
Molecule: messenger RNA, 3405 nt
Organism: Aspergillus terreus NIH2624
Lineage: Eukaryota; Fungi; Ascomycota; Eurotiomycetes; Eurotiales; Aspergillaceae
Product: putative nuclear pore complex subunit Nup85
Exons: 3
Coding region: 1-3405 (1134 amino acids)
Biological process (GO): positive regulation of DNA-templated transcription; protein import into nucleus; mRNA export from nucleus
Cellular component (GO): nuclear pore outer ring
Molecular function (GO): structural constituent of nuclear pore
Source: RefSeq, a predicted model, not a curated record